AUGCUCAUCAAGUAUCCUAGCCUCUUCGCCGCAACGUACACCAGCUUUCAAACAUCAACCUUCUCAGCAUCAUCGACGUCAUUGAAGAGGAAGCGAACAGCAGGCACACGACAGUGCCAGAACUGCCAGAAUGCACCGAAAACAUAUGCGACGAUAGCAGGGGAGACUGACGAUCAUAACGACGGCAAUGCCGAGCAACAAGGUCAACAUGCCUGGCCGACACCACCCGCUGGUCAGAAGUGUCCAACGCCAUAUCAGAUCUUUCAGAUGAAACACAAUGCGGCAUAUACCAAGUCGAGGUUCUACCAUUUGGUGAAGCAAUAUCAUCCGGAUCGCGCCACAAGCAACAGCAACAAUCAUAGCGUCUCGCAUGCGGUCAAAAUGGAGCGCUACCGUCUGAUUGUUGCGGCCAACGACAUCCUAUCUGAUCCCACGAAACGCAGUGCAUAUGACCGAUUUGGCGCCGGCUGGAAUGGCAAUGCAGCCAUACCUACUCGAAGGAAUGACAGCGACCCUGCUGGACCGUUCAGUCAGAACUGGAACAGCAACCCAUCCGACCCAAUAUGGAAGAACGCUACAUGGGAGGACUGGGAACGCUUCUACCACGCCCGCGCAAAGGCGAACGGUACCGCGGCAGAAGGCGUACACAACCCGAAUCGAACUGGACUGUAUCUGCAAAACUCCUACUUCCUACUCGUGGUCAUGGCUUUAGCACUCAUGGGUUCCACGGCGAACUACUCGCGCGCACAGAACGAAGGCCAGUACUUCGUCGAUCAGCGAGAUAUCAUCCAUGAUCGGUCGGCGAAAGACUUGCGGAAAGCGAGGCAAGAAGCGUUGCAUUCGGGGUCGAAGGAGGAUCGGGUGCAGUGGUUUCUACGGAAUCGGGAGGCUACGAUGGGAGUGGCCGGGAGUGAUAUCGAGACGCUGAGGGAGGAGAAGGUCGACCGAUUAUUGCCUGAUCGGGAUGUUUGCAGGAGUGAAGAGGUGAAGGAGAAAGACUGA
This is a messenger RNA of Saxophila tyrrhenica, 1002 nucleotides long. It is a transcript of the gene JID1, whose product is annotated as J domain-containing protein 1. The coding region runs from base 1 to 1002 and encodes 333 amino acids. The record is from RefSeq and is a predicted model, not a curated record. Lineage: Eukaryota; Fungi; Ascomycota; Dothideomycetes; Mycosphaerellales; Extremaceae. The transcript has a single exon.